Messenger RNA from Ailuropoda melanoleuca (giant panda), 831 nucleotides. RefSeq names its product olfactory receptor 8B3. Gene Ontology annotation, molecular function: olfactory receptor activity; G protein-coupled receptor activity. Gene Ontology annotation, cellular component: membrane. NCBI's taxonomy places the organism in Eukaryota, Metazoa, Chordata, Mammalia, Carnivora, Ursidae. The record is from RefSeq and is a predicted model, not a curated record. Gene Ontology annotation, biological process: G protein-coupled receptor signaling pathway.
AAUUUGUGCUUCAUAACUCUAAUCAGGCUGAACUCACACCUCCACACCCCCAUGUACUUUUUCCUCUUCAAUUUGGCCUUCAUAGACCUCUGUUAUUCUUCUGUGUUUUNUUGUUAUUCUUCUGUGUUUACACCCAAAAUGCUGAUUAACUUCACAUCAAAGAAGAAUAUUAUCUCCUACAGGGGAUGCAUGACCCAGCUUUACUUUUUAUGUUUUUUUGGAAUUUCUGAAUGCUAUGUGCUGACAUCAAUGGCCUAUGAUCGCUAUGUGGCCAUCUGUAACCCACUAUUGUAUAAUACUACCAUGUCUUCUAAAGUGUGUUUCAGCCUUAUAUUGGGUUCAUACUUGAAGCCAUUUUUGGAUGCCAUGGCUCACACUGGAUGCAUGCUGAGACUGACCUUCUGCAAUGUAAACACCAUCAACCAUUACUUGUGUGACGUCCCCCCUCUGCUCCAGCUCUCCUGCACGAGCACUUAUGUCAAUGAGCUGGUGGUUUUCAUUGUGGUGAGCAUCAAUGUGAUUGUGCCCAGUGUCACCAUCUUUGUCUCCUAUGGUUUCAUCCUCUCCAGCAUCCUGCGCAUCAGCUCCACUGAGGGCAGGUCCAAAGCCUUCAGCACCUGCGGCUCCCACAUAGUUGCUGUUUCUCUUUUCUUUGGAUCAUGUGCAUUUAUGUAUCUUAAACCAUCUUCUGCUGGGUCUAUGGAUAAGGGGAAAAUCUCCUCUGUCUUUUAUACCAAUGUGGUUCCCAUGAUGAACCCUUUCAUUUACAGCUUAAGAAACAACGACGUUAAACGUGCUGUGAGAAAAACUCUGAGUAGGAGAGUGUUUUGA